CCAAAAUGUCCGCGACAGACGAAACCCCCUCGCAAACGGCAAAGUCAGCCGAGGACCGCAAGGCCGCCUCGGCCCUCGAAAACCUCGACGCCGAAACCCCAUCCUCGGCCCAGAAUGUCGACGCCGACGCCGUAAGCAAGGCCAUGAAGACGCUCGGCGGUGCCGCAAAGUCGUCGUCCGCCUCGGCUGCAUCACACAAGAACGUCAAGGUCGACCCUGCGGAUGUCGCCCUGCUCGUUGAGGAGCUGGAGCUGCCCAAGGCCAAGGCUACGGAGCUGCUUAAGAGCAAUGAGGGGGAUGCUGUCAAGGCUAUGCGAGCUUUUGUUGUGGCUUAGGAUGGUUGGAAGAACGAUGGGCGAUAGGAGUUAAAUGGUCAAGCUGCCUCUUCGACGGCAUGGCGGACCAUCCCAAGGUCGACAUGAUAUGACGGAUAUUACGAGGGAUCAAAUGCCGUGAAAGUCGACACAGAUCGGGCGACAAGAGCCAAGCAAGGCCGAUAUCUCGUCGCUCGACAACCCAGCAUAACAGAGAUUAUGGGCAUCACAACACAGCCAUACGCAAACACCAAACCCUUAAACCAACCCGAAUAGUUCAACCAGUCAUACCUUCA
Messenger RNA from Fusarium vanettenii 77-13-4, 610 nucleotides. RefSeq lists its product as uncharacterized. Lineage: Eukaryota; Fungi; Ascomycota; Sordariomycetes; Hypocreales; Nectriaceae. The transcript has a single exon. Gene Ontology annotation, biological process: protein stabilization; negative regulation of apoptotic process. The record is from RefSeq and is a predicted model, not a curated record. Bases 6 to 335 code for a protein of 109 amino acids.